Molecule: messenger RNA, 344 nt
Organism: Anoplophora glabripennis (Asian longhorned beetle)
Lineage: Eukaryota; Metazoa; Arthropoda; Insecta; Coleoptera; Cerambycidae
Product: hydroxysteroid dehydrogenase-like protein 2
Exons: 2
Coding region: 138-329 (63 amino acids)
Cellular component (GO): mitochondrion
Source: RefSeq, a predicted model, not a curated record
UGAACUUUGAUUCAUAUGAACUCUGAAUUGAGAGGUUUAUUUCACUAUUUUUGUUACAUUCCCAGUUUUGUUUCAUACAAUAGACACAGUGAUAAAGUUCUGUGCGAAUUAAUAAAUUAAUUUGAUUUUAUAUCACAAUGAUCAAUACUGGUAAAUUGGCUGGCCGAACUAUUUUUAUAACGGGUGCAAGCAGAGGCAUAGGAAAAGCUAUCGCGCUAAAGGUAGCUAGAGAUGGAGCUAAUGUAAUAAUUGCAGCUAAAACAGCAGAACCCCAUUCGAAACUUCCUGGAACUAUAUAUACGGCAUGUGAAGAAAGUACGUAUUGUUAAAGUUGCUAUAUAUCU